CCAACCCCAUACCUGCAAAUUCAUAUACACUCCUCUACCUUUGAGAAACCCCCACAAACCGCAAAGAUGGCGACUUCAACGACCGUCUCGUAUACUGCCAAUCUCCUCAAGUACAUGUCCCUCGACCAGAAGGGCAGUGCUAUGGCCGAGUACAUCUGGAUUGAUUCUACUGGUGGUACUCGAUCUAAGUCAAAGACUCUCACCAAGGUCCCAGAAUCCGGUAUCUUCAAGCCUGAAGAUCUCCCCGAGUGGAACUUCGACGGUAGCUCGACUGGCCAAGCUCCCGGUGACAACUCUGAUGUCUACCUCCGCCCCGUUGCUGUCUUCCCCGAUCCAUUCCGUGGUGCUCCCAACAUCUUGGUUAUCACCGAGUGCUGGGACCCCGAUGGAACCCCAAACAAGUUCAACCACCGCCACGAGUGUGCUAAGCUCAUGGAGGCCCACAAGUCGCACAAGCCAUGGUUCGGCCUGGAGCAAGAAUACACGCUCCUCGACAUGCUUGACAAGCCUUAUGGCUGGCCCGUUGGAGGUUUCCCAGGUCCACAAGGCCCAUACUACUGUGGUGUUGGUGCUGGCAAGGUCUACUGCAGAGAUAUCGUUGAGGCUCACUACAAGGCUUGCUUGUUCUCUGGUGUGAAGAUCUCUGGUACCAAUGCCGAGGUUAUGCCAGCUCAAUGGGAAUUCCAAGUUGGUCCUUGUGAGGGUAUUGAAUUGGGUGACCACCUUUGGCUCGCUCGUUUCCUUCUUCACCGUAUUGCCGAGGAAUUCGGUGCCAAGAUCUCCUUCCACCCCAAGCCAAUCCCAGGUGACUGGAAUGGAGCCGGUCUUCACAGCAACUACUCCAGUGAGGAGAUGCGCAAGGAAGGUGGUAUGAAGCAUAUUGAGGCCGCCAUCAAGAAGCUUGAGGGUCGCCACAAGGAGCACAUUGCUGUUUACGGAGAGGACAACACCAUGCGUCUUACCGGCAGACAUGAGACUGGCAGUAUUGACUCCUUCUCUUACGGUGUUGCCAACCGCGGUUGCUCCAUCCGUAUUCCAAGAGAGUGCGCCCACAAGGGUUACGGUUACUUCGAGGAUAGACGACCAGCUUCCAAUGCUGAUCCUUACCAAGUUACUGGUAUUAUGAUGGAGACGAUUUACGGAAGCGUUGAGUAAAUGCUGGGUUUGGGCGUGUACACAAGGCUGGAGUGACGGAAAGGGAUUGCUCUUCUUCUGCAAGCGA
Messenger RNA from Mollisia scopiformis, 1222 nucleotides. RefSeq names its product glutamine synthetase. Gene Ontology annotation, molecular function: glutamine synthetase activity. Lineage: Eukaryota; Fungi; Ascomycota; Leotiomycetes; Helotiales; Mollisiaceae. The record is from RefSeq and is a predicted model, not a curated record. The transcript has 6 exons. Bases 67 to 1155 code for a protein of 362 amino acids. Gene Ontology annotation, cellular component: cytoplasm.